UCUUAAAUUCUUUGGAGAGAGGGUUAGGGAAGUUGGCUGUAAUGAAAAUAAAGUAUAAGGAUUUAAGUUUGCUUCUGGUAUAUAAAAUGCAAUAUGAAAGCUAUUUCUUAAAGGCCAUGGGCCAUAAAGUGUUUUGAAAAAAAUGCCUCAGGAUAGUGACUUUGCAGUUAUUUAAGUUGGCUCAAUUUUCUCAUCAAUCUCCUCAGGACAAAUAGCUUGAAGCUGGAAGGUAUAAAGAAACUGUGGGGGAAAGAGGGCUAUCUCCCUAGGAAGGAGAGCAAGACUGGGGAUGAAGCAGAAGCUCUACCUAUUCCUCCAGAAAGUGCCAUAAUGGACAAUCUAGAUCAAGUUAUAAGGAAAAAGGAUCAAGUCUUUACCCAGUCUAAAGAGGAGAAAGACAAGCAGCUGUUGGCAUCAUCGUUAUUCGUUGGGCUUGGAUCAGAAAAUACAAUUAAUUUGCUGGGAAAAGCAGACAUGAUGUCUCACAAGUUCAGAAGGAAACCAAAAGUCAAGGAAGCCAAAAAUGAAGAAGCAGCCAGUGCUCAUAAUAUGAGAUCGUCUUCCCUCAGUUCUUUGUCAAAUGUGGCCUAUGAAGAUGAUGAUUAUUUGAACACUUUGCAGGAUAGAGGAGAUAAGGAACUAAAGAUAUUUUCUCCUAGUUCAGAACUUUUGGAUUCUGAGUCUCUCACAGAACUGCCCUUGGUUGAAAAACUCUCAAAUUGUAGUCUUGCUGCAACUUCUUUGUUUGCUGAUAACAACAUGGAAAUUUUUCACCCUCCUUCCUCUAUUACAGCCUCAGAUGCUAAGGAAAUCACUUUAGCUUCUUCUUUGUUGGAAGGAAGUACUGAGUAUAUGCAUUCAAGUCUUUUGGAGGUUUGUGAUAAUGAAAUCAUAUCAUUGUCAUCUUACAAAAUUUGGAAAGAUGAUUGUUUAUUGGUGGUCUGGUCACUCACUAAUAAGAGUGGUUCAGAGUUGAAAAGUGCUAACUUAGAAAUUUUUCCUGAAGAAAACUUCAAGAUCAUUGAGCAACCUGGAUGCUGUCUGCCUACAAUGGAUGCAGAAAGCACUGCAAACUUUCAAUAUAAUGUGCAGAUGGAAAAACCUUUUACAGAAGGGACUAUUUCUGGUUUUAUAACUUAUCAGAUGAUGGAUAUGCAUUCUGUUCAGUUGAGAUUCUCCAUGAACUUAUUGUUAUUAGAUUUUAUUAGACCAUUAAAAAUCUCAACUGAAGACUUUGGAAAACUCUGGUUAUCUUUUGCAAAUGAUGUGAAGCAAAAUAUAAAAACCUCCGAAUCUCAAGCUUCUUUGCCUUCUGCCCUAAAACCGCUGCAGCAGAAACUGAGACUUCAUGUUAUUGACGUUAUAGGCAAUGAAGGGCUUUUGGCCUGUCAGCGGCUCCCAUCCAUCCCUUGCUUAUUGCAUUGCCGAGUUCAUGCUGAUACACUAACCCUGUGGUUCAGAUCCUCCUGCUCUACUCUUCCAUACUAUUUAUCAUAUCAGUGUCAAAAGGUGAUGGAGGGAGCCUAGCAGAAGCUCUGUCUACUUUUACUCUAUCAAGAUACAUGGUUUACAUAAGUAAACUUACUUACCAAAGUAAAAAGAACUCAUGGUACUUCUAUGUACCAUACUUCUAUGCUCAUGGUACUUCUAAUGUAAAAUGGGGAUUAUUUGGUACUUGUAUGAACUCAUGGUACUUCUAAUAUAAAAUGGGGAUUUUUGGGUACUUGUAUGAACUCAUGGUACUUCUAAUGUAAAAUGGGGAUUAUUACACAUUAUGGUUUCUGUGUUUUCUUUUUGAUUCCUGAUCAAGAAAGAUCCCCAGGAAACUGUAUGCCUAACCUUUUACUCAGGAUUGUACAGUAUGUUUAGGUCUCAAAAAAGUGACCUAAGCUAAUGUUAUAAAAUGCUAAUGAUUUAUAUAUCACUUAGUGUAGAGGGACUGAAAAUAUUUAUUUUGUUAUAAAUAAUUUUAUAGUAAGUUUACUCUAGCACUAGCUAAAUUUCAAUAAAGCCAAGACUCAGUUCUCUGCAUUAAUGGAGAGAAGACAUUAAAUUGAUAAUCCCAAACCUAAUUCAAAUUUGACUUUGGAAUGCAGUGUGCUUGUUGGUAGGUAAAUUAAUACUUUCAGUUAUGUUUUGCCUAGGUCAGUGUUGAACCAAGUUGGCAUAGCACACACUGGGGAUCCAUGAGUAUGCUGGAUAUUUGGGAGAGUUGGUCUGUGAUAUAUUUUUUUUUUACUGUGGAUAACUUGCUACACAGAAUUCCAGAUAAUUUGGCUAUAGAAUUUGUCUGAUUUCCAUUUGCAUUUAUUUUAAAAUUUAAAGCGAGUCAUUAUAUUCUUAUUUUAAAAACUCAGAGCCAUUUACAAAAUGUUAUCAUAUAGAAACAGAACCCAUAAGAGCACAGUAUGAAAACAAACCAAUAUAAAGAAGUUUUUGGUAUGAUAAAUAUUUGUUACCAUUUAAGGACUUUUUGGCAAAUUAAAAUUUGUGACUAUGAUAUAAAUAGCAAAACUGUGUUUCCUGGCCUUUGAUUUCAUUUGUACUCAAUGGAUGUAGUUGAAGCAUUGACCAUAUACGUAUGCCAUACAAAUUCUUCAGUAAAAUAUAUCAUAUUCAUGUUAGAGUUGUGCCUACAUGGCUGGUCAGAAUUAUUUUCAGUAAAAGAAGAGGUUAUGCCAAAAAAAAAAGUUAGACCAAAAUCUUGAGACAUUAACUCAAGUAGUAUUUUAUACAACCUUAUGGUACUGUGGAAAAUACUUAUUAUUUUACUUUUUCUGACAUGUCACCAUGGAGACUAUUCGGGUAAUACAAUUUUAAGUCAUUGUGUUAAUAGUCUAGUUAAUUGGUACUGUUUCUCAUCGAGGUCAGGUGUUUUGGUUUUGGAUUAUUCAUCAAUCAUAGUUGAUAAAGAUGCUAAGGCUUUCAUUAGUCAUUUGUAGCUAAAGCAGUAUUUUUUUCCUUAAUCUUUAUUUUAAAAAUGUAACAUCUUGCUAAUUUUACUCUUGUAAAACAUGCGGUAAACCCUUGCUAAAAGAGCAAGAAGUGACUGGAAUUUCCUACAUAAUAGAUCCCUCCUUUUGACAGGUGAUCAGAUUCAUUUUCAUGUUCCCGGCAUUGUCAUGAUGGAGGGAAAGUGCUGACUGGGGGUGUGGGGACACCAGCGGCUUCCCUCAUCAGUCUCCUCUUCGUUCUGCCUGGUGGCAGCCUCUCCUACUCAUACACCUAAACCUGUUGUUCUGACAGAGAGAAAGGAAAUGCUCUCACUUUGCAAAGCAAUGAGCUCUUGGCAUAGGAGGCACUCCUGUUUUUGUGUUCUUCCCUAUGCUUGCAUGAUCACUGAGGCUGAGUCACAGGUUGAGCUGUGGGGGUAAGAUGCCUCGGAAGAACAUGGCCUGCUGUUGGGAGAAGGUCACAGUUUCUCUGCUGCCUUGGUAUAAGGUGUGAUCAUGAGUGGCAACAGCAGUUGUUACAGGACAUGCUUGGCAUAGAAAGCCGUCUAGUGGUAGAUGUAUAAUGGUAGUUUUAGGGCUAGGAGUGUGAUUUGGGGUCUGCCAAGGGACUAUGGUGUCACUUUUCUUUCUGAACCCACUAAAAAAAAAAUAAGAUAAUGGGUUUUCUACUAAAUGUUCAGUAGAAUGUUUACAAUAGAUAUUAAAGAAAUUCAGAGCAGUAUAUAGUCUACCUAAGCUCAUUGACUAUUUUAAGUUCUAAAUCAGGCAUCAUCAUUUUUUUGCAUUAUAAGGGGUAUAAUCAUAAAGUAGGGAGAAUGAUGUAUGAAAAUAGACUCAUUCUCUUCAUAGCUAUACUUUUGUAAGUGAAGGGGCAAAACAUCUGGGUUAACAGAUUUGGGAGGGUUGCUCGGCUGUGUACAUUUUGUGCCAGGCAGGUGGAGGAAGAAGGGUCAGGCUCCCAUCAGAAUAGUUCCCGAGGAGAUGGGUUUGAAAGUGGACCCCAGUUAGGGUCCAGCUCAAGAAGCUGCAGGAUGCUGAGCAGUUACUGAGUGCUCAUGUGCCAAGCCUACCAAGUACAGCAUAUGCUCUGCAGAAGAGCGUUAUUAAAAAAUUUCUCCAUCAUCUACCUAAAGAUUGUGGUAAAAAUGCAGUAUUUUAUGUUUCCUUUAUUUUACUUCAUGCAAGUAAUUUUUUAAACUAUUGAGCUACUUGUCUCAUUUUUUAUAGAUAAACAUUGUCUUUGUCUCAUGAUUGUGAGCCACUGAAAGUGCACUGAACCUUUUCAUGUGUCUUUAAUGUUGCUGUGUCAGAAUUUUAGGAGAUAAAAAUGCAAGCAACUUAACAAUUUAAUAUGCAUUUAUUACCUUAUUUUGGAGUCAAAUUCUGUAAUAUGAAAAAGUUAAAUGUAAUAAAUACAAAGUGAU
Messenger RNA from Castor canadensis (American beaver), 4378 nucleotides. The record is from RefSeq and is a predicted model, not a curated record. NCBI's taxonomy places the organism in Eukaryota, Metazoa, Chordata, Mammalia, Rodentia, Castoridae.